Messenger RNA from Leptomonas pyrrhocoris, 3481 nucleotides. RefSeq names its product putative mitochondrial calpain-like cysteine peptidase. The transcript has a single exon. Gene Ontology annotation, biological process: proteolysis. The coding region runs from base 647 to 3481 and encodes 944 amino acids. The record is from RefSeq and is a predicted model, not a curated record. NCBI's taxonomy places the organism in Eukaryota, Euglenozoa, Kinetoplastea, Trypanosomatida, Trypanosomatidae. Gene Ontology annotation, molecular function: calcium-dependent cysteine-type endopeptidase activity.
GCUAAAUUAUCAGUAUACGCAUGCGCGUAGAAGGGCAAGAGCGAGAAGCGAAGAGGUAAAAACAAUACAUACACGCACACACACAGACGCUCUCGCUAGUCAGCAAUUCUGGUGUUUGAGACGUGUUUGGCUGUCACCACUGUGGCUCAACUCUACUUCAAAACACAUACAAAGACCCGCACAGUCUCUUUUUAAAGUGUUUCUACUCUGCUUAUCUUUAUUGUCUCACGUGUUGUUCUUUAUCUUCCUCCCACACGUAGACGACGACGUCGGUGCCUCCGCGUGUGCUUGCGUGUGCUUGCAUGUGUUUUCACGUGUGUGUAUGUGUACGCCCGUGUAGGUCUCUCCACCCAACCCAAUGGGUUCCGCGGUGUCCCUCAAAAACUCCGACGGCAGAGAACAAACAAGAGCGCUACCGCCCACCCGCGGGUCGGAGCGCGGCUCCGGUCCCAACUCCUCCUUGCUGAGAACACAGCCGUCCCUUCACGAGUCCGCGACGAAUCGUCCGGCAAACCGAAGCGAAAGCCCCCAAAUGGUGCCCCUCCCGAACCGCGGCGCGUCCUCGGUGUCGUCCUUCCCCUCCUCUAUCAGUUUUCUGGAGCACGUGCCCCCGGUGGUCGCAUCGUUCCCAGCUAGAGCCACGUCCAUGUACGCGGCCUGGCAGCGUGCCCACAACGCAGGCGUGCGUCCCGGCCUCGAACCUCGCAGAAGCGAAAGCGUCGCAGCCGUGGAGGUCGCAAGCACCACCCUGGCAAACCGUGAAAGCAAAGAUGCUCAACCAUCCUCCAGCUCCACCGACGACGGCGACACCGUGCCACGUGUCGAGGAGCAGGAGGUGAUGGCUGCUGCCCUCAUGAAGCCGUAUCACACCAUCUGCCGCAAGUUCAGCAGCGCCAGCAACGGCAAACGAGUAGUGUCCGCCUCGUCUGCCUCGCGAACGGUUGACCGCCUCACGUACACCGAGGAGGUCGAGGAUGGCGGCGGGGAGACCACCGCGUUCACCAAGCCGAAUUCAUGGGCGGGGUCUCCAUAUCUAAAGAGCGUAGAGUUUUCGAAUCCGCUGCCAGGGGUGUCCAGGGUGGUGGCGGAGAGCUACCCUGCCCAGUGGAUCCCUUCCAUCACACCGUGCUUUGACGAGGGGCUUCUCUACCGCAUCGAGUGGCGGAGGCAGGGCCACCAGAAGCUUCCGGGCGAAACAGGCGGCUACGCGUACGUGGUGUGGUGCUUCCACAACAUCACGGCGUGCUAUGAAAUGGAGAUCGAGGUGACGUUUGAGGUGCCGCCUGGGCUGAUGACGGCACCAAUACGUGGCUGGGGCGAGACAAAGAUGUCGUGGACGGACGUGGACACCCCUGAUGGGUCCCCCACAACCGAGCAAUCUUUCUUGAGCGCACAUGCGCUCUGCCCUCCGUUGCGCACGAUCGGAUUCGUGAUCGGUCGCGCCGGCGCUUUCCAAACGUCAAUCCGCGGCAUUCCUGUCCCUGCAGCGCAGACCGCUGGAAAGCUCCUCUCCACCUCCAACUCUGACACCAAAUCCGAUGAGGUGCAUCGCUCGCUCUCCAGCGAGGAAAGCCUUCGACGCGCGUUGAAGGAGUGGCGCCGCUUUGUUGACCCCGAAUUCCCACCAAACAUUUCGUCUCUGCAAGGACGCACGCCGGGCCUUUCAUCCUCCUCCUCGUCGUCGGCCGCCACGGCGUCGGCUGCGACGCAGACAACCGUGCGGUGGCUGCGCACGUCGGACAUCGUCGCGCGGCUCUUCAGCCCCACCUGCGCCCACCUGGUUCACAUGCAACCGUUGCUGACACCCAUUAUCGAUCCUCUCUCCAUCGAGCCGGGUGAGCUCGGUGACAGCUGGCUGGUCGGGGCGAUGGCCGCCGUCGCCGAACACCCCGGCGUUCUGCUGCGCAUGUUCCGUCACCCGCGGUCGUCUGAGCACGCGAAGAUCGAGCGGGCCCUUGGCGCCUUCCGCGUGACGCUGAACGUGCAGGGCUGGUGGCGCAGUGUCGUGGUCGACGACCUCCUCCCUGUCACGAGCGGCAACUACCCCCAAUACGCCCACAGCAACCGCGACGUGAGGGAGCUGUGGAUGGGAAUGCUGGAGAAGGCAUUCGCAAAGGUGCGCGGCGGCUACGCGAACAUCGUCGCAGGCGAUCCCCUCGACGCGCUGCGUGUGCUGACGGGGUGGCCGUGCGCGCGGUACGACAUCGCCAACUUUAAAGGCAUUGCGGCCGCCUCGUCUGCCUUUGCGUCGCGUCUGCUUGGGUACGACCGGCAUGGACUGCAAAUCAUCUUUCACACCGCCCCACAGCUGUCUGCCCCGACUUGGGAAAGGGGCUACGGCGGUGGCGCCGCCUCCCUCUCGGACGCUUCCUUGUCCCUCGACGAUGACGACUACCGGGGCAGCGGUGGCGGCAACGGCCUGGUGCCUGGAAUGGUGUACACCGUCGUGAAGAUUCUGCAGUUCAGUACGAGUCCGUUCCGGGCGGAGCUCACGCUGCUGCAGGUGCGCAACACCUGGGGCGACGUCGCGGCAUGGAAGGGAAAGUGGCGGUGCGGCAGUCCGCGCUGGGCGCAGUGGCCGCGGGUGGCCGAGGCGUGUCGCAUGCCGCUUCACACGACGCACGACCUACCAGAGGCGUGGAAGGAAGAUACAGGAAAGAGCGAGGGGGACGGCGUGGUGUCGGGCAGCGCUGCGCCUACCGAGUGCGCCUGCCGUCGAGAGAAGUACAUUUGGCUGGAGUGGAGCGAGGUGUACCGAUACUUCUCCGGGUGUGGGGUGAUGUUUCGCCUGGCGCUGCACCACGACUACCGUGUGCAAGGCGCCUUUGAGGGCGUGCGGCCCUCCGUCUGCCUGCGUGUCACGGUGACGAAUGGCAGUUUCGUGGGCGUUACGCUGUCGAUGCAGGGCACCGGAAGGGGGAAGGAGGGGGCGCCGAGGAUGGAUAACGACGUCGACGAUGAUGGCGCCGCGAGCGCGCACCCGCCCAUCAUGGUCAGCCUAGCCCGGGAGCAGGCGAACGCACUGCGCAUCGUGCGCAACUCGCAGCUGGAUCCGGACAACCCAACCCCGCUCUUCACCUUCAUGCAAGUGAGUGAGGUCAGCUUCCUCUACUUGUUGACGCCGGAGGAGUCGCCUUACUGGGUGAUCCCGCGCAUGUUGGCCACCGACGCGAGCACGCCCCUCCCCGGCGCAGCCACACCCGCCGUGCGCCGUCCCUACGUGCUGGGCUACUUCCAGAAGGGUGCGGUGGGCGUGCGAGAUGGGCCGCGGGUGGAGUUUGUGCAGCUGCCCGCCACCUCCCCUGCGUUUCAAAACAGCACGUGCUUUUCUCUCGGCGACGAUGUUAAACCAGUCAGUGCGACGUUUCAGGUGAGGCCGCCACAGGCGGGAUUUCCGAGCACUUACGUGCACACAGAGGUGUCGGAGGAGGCCGGCAUUCGUGCCGGCGACGACUUUGAUACAGCAGCGGGGUACAUGUAG